Molecule: messenger RNA, 746 nt
Organism: Drosophila busckii
Lineage: Eukaryota; Metazoa; Arthropoda; Insecta; Diptera; Drosophilidae
Gene: Fer3
Product: protein Fer3
Exons: 2
Coding region: 45-632 (195 amino acids)
Biological process (GO): regulation of transcription by RNA polymerase II; developmental process
Molecular function (GO): protein dimerization activity; RNA polymerase II transcription regulatory region sequence-specific DNA binding; DNA-binding transcription factor activity, RNA polymerase II-specific
Source: RefSeq, a predicted model, not a curated record
UCUGCGAUCAAAUCAGAAUAGAACAGUAUAUAGCUUGGCAAGCAAUGCAGCAUCCCAGCGAGCAGCCUACCUACAUGCCAGAGGUGCCAUUUCAGCCACUUUGGGGACAGGAGGCGCCACCACCGCCGCCAAUUGUGCCCUAUCAGGAGCUCAUUGCAGGCUUUCCCUGUACAGAUUUGUCGCUUUGGCAGCGCUCACAAGUUGCGCCGCUUGUUAGCCAGCGACCCACCAGCAACGGACGCACCAAUGGCAGCUCCAGCUCAUCAAAGAAAACACGUCGCCGUAUAGCCUCCAUGGCUCAAAGACGUGCGGCUAACAUACGCGAACGCCGUCGCAUGUUCAAUCUGAAUGAGGCUUUUGAUAAGCUGCGUCGCAAGGUGCCCACUUUUGCGUACGAGAAGCGUCUGUCGCGGAUUGAGACAUUACGUCUGGCCAUUACAUAUAUAGGAUUCAUGGCGGAGCUGCUCAGCGGCACGCCCACCAACUCGCACAAAUCUCGAACAGAUAUUUAUGGUGGCCUAAAUGGACAUCAUCAUGCAGUGCCCAAUGGACCCCCAAUGCAUCCACAUCAUUUGCAUCCAGCUGCCUAUCAGCGGGACUUUGCGUCACCCUACAAUCAUAGCCUAACAUAAAGUGGGGCGAAGAUUUACUGAAGACAGUGUUAACAAUAACCGAAGACAAUAGAGGCUAUACCUUCCCAGAAUUGCAAAUUGUAGUUGUUAGAGCUUUGCAUUAAUGAAGCGCUU